This is a messenger RNA of Gymnodraco acuticeps, 1147 nucleotides long. RefSeq names its product charged multivesicular body protein 6-like. Gene Ontology annotation, biological process: late endosome to vacuole transport via multivesicular body sorting pathway; vesicle budding from membrane. The record is from RefSeq and is a predicted model, not a curated record. Lineage: Eukaryota; Metazoa; Chordata; Actinopteri; Perciformes; Bathydraconidae. Gene Ontology annotation, cellular component: multivesicular body; ESCRT III complex. The coding region runs from base 172 to 795 and encodes 207 amino acids. The transcript is spliced from 8 exons.
GACCUGAUGUCCUGUCUCGCUUGCCGUAGGAAACAAAACACUGUGGACAUGGUGGCAGACAGUUAGCCCUGCUAGCCAUCAUAGGCUGUUUAUUAUCAUGCCAAAAUGUUCGGAAUUAAGUAAUAAUUUGUCUCUUGAUGAAGGGGGUUCUGGAGGGGAUGUGGCUAAAUAAUGGGAAACGUUUUCGGGAGAAAGAGUCAACCUUCGCGUGUAACGGAACAAGACAAAGCCAUUUUGCAAUUGAAGCAGCAGAGAGAUAAGUUGAAGCAGUAUCAAAAGAGAAUCUACCUGCAGCUACAGAAAGAGCGGCUUCUGGCAAAGCAGCUGCUAAAAGAUGGCAAGAAAGAGAAAGCACUGCUGCUUCUUAAGAAAAAACGAUAUCAGGAUCAACUACUAGAAAAGACUGAAAAUCAGAUUUCAAACCUAGAGCACAUGGUCCAAGAUAUUGAGUUCAUGCAAAUUGAGAUGAAAGUAAUUGAAGGACUUAAGGUUGGCAAUGAUUGUCUGAAGAGUAUGCACGAGAUCAUGUCAAUUGAAGAUGUGGAGAGAAUCAUGGAUGAGACCCAGGACUCGAUAGAUUAUCAAAAGCAAAUAGAUGAGCUGCUGGCUGGAGCCCUGACGCAGGAGGACGAGGAUGCUGUUUUAGCCGAGCUGGAAGCCAUCACUCAGGGAGAAGAUUUAGCCCUUCCAGAGGUCCCUACUGAGCCAAUAGGAGGGGUCCCAGAGGCAGCUAAGGCUGAACCGGAGAGGAGAGAAGCAAAGAACAAGCCAGAAAGAGAGAUGUUGGCAGCCUAACAGAGUACUUUUAUUGUUGGAAAUAGGCUGUCUUGUUCCGAGGAGCUGUCUGUUGAAUUCAGUAUUUAAUUCCUAACUGUUAGAAGGUGAAGAUGGGAUCUGCAGAUAUCAGUGCACCUUCACACAUUCGUCAGGACCGGCACUGUGUCUGCACUCUGGUUUACUACUCUGUUGAAGUAUCUACUUAAAGGAUUGGAAAUAUUAUUUUCUUCUGUGUCUGAAUUAGAUUAGCACAGCAAUGUCACAUUGUAACUUCUCUGGUUAUGGUGUCACAUAAUUAAAAGGACACAUUUGUAGAUGUUUUACACAUUAAUUCCAACUGUUUUCCAUAUAAAGCUGAACCUUGGCAACA